Homo sapiens (human) is the source of this 462-nucleotide messenger RNA. It is a transcript of the gene RPLP2, whose product is annotated as ribosomal protein lateral stalk subunit P2. The transcript is spliced from 5 exons. The record is from RefSeq and is marked reviewed. NCBI's taxonomy places the organism in Eukaryota, Metazoa, Chordata, Mammalia, Primates, Hominidae. The coding region runs from base 75 to 422 and encodes 115 amino acids. Gene Ontology annotation, biological process: translational elongation; cytoplasmic translational elongation. Gene Ontology annotation, molecular function: structural constituent of ribosome. Gene Ontology annotation, cellular component: cytosolic large ribosomal subunit; ribosome.
CCUUUUCCUCCCUGUCGCCACCGAGGUCGCACGCGUGAGACUUCUCCGCCGCCUCCGCCGCAGACGCCGCCGCGAUGCGCUACGUCGCCUCCUACCUGCUGGCUGCCCUAGGGGGCAACUCCUCCCCCAGCGCCAAGGACAUCAAGAAGAUCUUGGACAGCGUGGGUAUCGAGGCGGACGACGACCGGCUCAACAAGGUUAUCAGUGAGCUGAAUGGAAAAAACAUUGAAGACGUCAUUGCCCAGGGUAUUGGCAAGCUUGCCAGUGUACCUGCUGGUGGGGCUGUAGCCGUCUCUGCUGCCCCAGGCUCUGCAGCCCCUGCUGCUGGUUCUGCCCCUGCUGCAGCAGAGGAGAAGAAAGAUGAGAAGAAGGAGGAGUCUGAAGAGUCAGAUGAUGACAUGGGAUUUGGCCUUUUUGAUUAAAUUCCUGCUCCCCUGCAAAUAAAGCCUUUUUACACAUCUC